Magallana angulata is the source of this 737-nucleotide messenger RNA. Its product is annotated as transmembrane protein 42-like. Bases 142 to 579 code for a protein of 145 amino acids. Lineage: Eukaryota; Metazoa; Mollusca; Bivalvia; Ostreida; Ostreidae. The transcript has 6 exons. The record is from RefSeq and is a predicted model, not a curated record.
UUUACUGCGGUGUACAAACAUGUCAGCCUCCAUGACUUCUCGAAACUUUGAAGCUGUGGUUCAUAAAUAAAGUGUUUACUUGGUAACAGCAGAUAUGUCAUGAUAUUUAGAAUUUACAGUUUGUAAAUCACAAUUAGAGGAAUGAGUGGGAUUCAGCAUGGACAGGGAUUGUUGCUGGCUGCCGGUGCUGGAAUAAUGGCAGCUCUCGGAUCAGUUUCAGCUAAACUGGCCACUAAUGAUCAUUUUAUCUUAGAGUCCUGUCAAUUCACCAUUAAAGCUGACUUAUGUGUCCAGAUUAGUCUUAUGGUUAGAGUGGUGUUCUUUGCCAUGAUUUUUAUUUGUAAUGGGAUGAUGUGGACACUCUUUACAAAGUCUUUACAGUUCUGUUCUUCAACUGCAGAAGCUACUGUUGCAAACACGGCCAAUAAUUUCCUUGUUAGUGCCUUGGUAGGUGUGGUUCUGUUCAACGAAUCGCUUUCCCUGCGAUGGUGGAUGGGUGCAAGCCUGAUUGUUCUAGGACUUCUGCUGAUCCACAGAGCCAACAGAAAGGACAGCCAAGAGACACAUAAAGUGGACUGAGCUCUCCAUAUAACAAAGGAUAUGUUAACAGCACGGGCUCACCGCUUCCUUGCCUAUUCCGUAGGCCACAUUGAAGAGAUAGGCCAGACCUCCAGCAGACGAUAUGUUCACAAUCAGACCACUUUUUCUCGGAACCAUCAUUUUUGCAGCAUAAACUG